Rhizopus microsporus ATCC 52813 is the source of this 1892-nucleotide messenger RNA. RefSeq names its product MFS general substrate transporter. The transcript has 8 exons. The record is from RefSeq and is a predicted model, not a curated record. Bases 51 to 1754 code for a protein of 567 amino acids. NCBI's taxonomy places the organism in Eukaryota, Fungi, Mucoromycota, Mucoromycetes, Mucorales, Rhizopodaceae. Gene Ontology annotation, molecular function: transmembrane transporter activity. Gene Ontology annotation, biological process: transmembrane transport.
UUUUACUUCUUUAGUUUCUUAAUACUUUAGAAAGGGGGAUGACAUCUCAAAUGAAUCACGACCAAGGUGCUCCUGUCAAUGCCCCAGAUCAAUGCGAAAAUAACCUUGACUCUAUAUCUAUACCUGUAAGCCAAUCAAACACUGUUCACGAAGUAGACGAUGGCUACAAAUCACAUUGGUUUAAAUACAUUUUUGGAGAUAUAUAUGCAAGUGAUGAUCCCAAUAAUUACUCGGAAAAAAGAAAAAAUGUCAUCAUUCUCCUCGUUGCUCUUGGUGGUCUAUGUGGACCGCUGAGUUCAAUGAUGUAUAUGCCUGCUUUAUUAACCGUCGCUGAAGAUUUACAAACGACAGUAUCUGCAGUCAAUGGUACUGUCUCUGCUUUUGUAGUCUUUAUGGGAAUCUCUCCGUUAUUUUGGGCAGCCUUGAGCGACCAAUAUGGAAGGAAAAGAAUGUACAUAAUCAGUGGUGUUAUCAAUGUUGUUAGUUGUAUCAUUUGCGCAAUAUGUAAAAACAUUGCCAUGCUGAUUGUGUUCCGCGGCUUGCAAUCUUUUGGUGCAAAUGCUGGACUAACCUUGGGUGCCGGAGUUAUUGCAGAUACCAUUGCUGUGGAAUCAAGAGGAUCAGCGUAUGGAAUAUUCUAUACAGGACCACUUGUUGGCCCUGUUAUAGGCCCUACCAUAGGAGGUUUCCUUUGUCAAUAUUUGGGCUGGAGGUCAACCUUUUAUUUUACUGCAAUUCUAGCAGGUGUUUUAUUGCUACUUACGACUGCAUUUUUACCAGAGACACUAAGGAAGCAAAGGCCCGAUAUAUUAACAGAUCAAGAACUCAUUGAAGAAUUUAAAGUUCAAAAUGACCGAGGAAAGCAAGGCAUUAUAGAAAAACAUGCUAAACCAACUUUUUUUGCGACACUAGCAAUUAGCUUCAAACCUAUGCUAAUCAUGCUUUAUGAUCCAACAGUCAAUCUCUUAACAGCUUAUAAUACCGUUAUUUUUGCAUCAUUAUAUUUCUUGAAUCCAACCAUCACAGACACCUUCAAGACUAUCUAUGGGUAUAGCGAAUGGAAAGUUGGACUUUGUUAUCUCUCUCUUGGGGGAGGCUUCAUGAUCGGAUCUGUCCUUAGUGGCAGACAUUCUGAUUAUGUCCUUGCAAAGCUAUCAAAAAAAUCGGGAGGACGCAAGGUCGUAUCUGAGAUGCGACUGCAGGCUGCCAUUCCCUCUUUUAUAUUCAUUCCUAUAGGGUACUUGAUCUAUGGCUGGACAACUGAAAAGAAAAUAGGUGUUUAUGCACCUCUUAUAGGAUUAUUUGUCUAUGCUUUAGGGCAAAUGUGGGCUUUCACUCCAACGUCAGUAUAUCUUGUAGAUUCUAAACCAGGAUAUUCUGCAACGGCCGUUGGUGUUAAUAGUUUUGUUCGUUGCAUAGGUGCAGCUAUUACUUCUAUAUUCUCAUCUUCAGUUGUACAUGCUCUUGGCACGGGUGUUCUAUUUAGUAUUCUAGCAGCUAUCAAUCUAUUGAACGCAGGAUUUGUACUAACUUGCUACUUUUUUGGAACAAAAUGGAGAAUUCACUUUGAAGAAAAACAUAUGCCAGAGUUAUUGGAAGAAUCGAUAAAAGAUAAGAAAAGCAAUGAGGACAGCAGAGAUAGUGACAAAAGACCACUGGAGAAUAAGGAGAUGGAUAGUCAAGAAACACAAGCUCAGAGAGAUACUAUAGAACGAAUAGAGACAAACCGUAGUGUUUGUUAUAGCAUUGCGUAAUGUAGUUUGUCGUAAGUGUCCUUUGUUUAGCCCUUUUACACUACUGAUAUUAUAAUAAUAAUAAAAGAUUUAAUCCUUUUAUAUGAACAUAUGAUGUUCCUUGUUCUUGUAUUUCGCAAACAGCCAUUAACAAAUGUU